AUGGGAAAAAAGGCCGCCUCGUAUGUCUCAAUUCGGCCGUCUCCGAGUAUCUCAUUGCCUAGCAUUAAGAAUUCGUUUGGGCACCCCAAUCAUGCCAUUUUGACCGAAAUCGAGUCUGAUCUGGUACUCUCGCCCGAAGUUCUCGUCGCAUCGAAGCAGCCUCUAACAUUACCUGGCGGUGAAGAAGGCGCUGGCAGCAGCGAGGAAGUUUUAAGCAGCAAGCAGCAAAAGGCAUAUGAAGAGCUAAAGAUCUCAAUCGUACUGUGUGGAGAGUAUCUUUCGAACAUUUCCUUUGCAAAGUCUAAGUGUAUGAACCAAAACUCCGCACUUGAAGAAGGAAUUAGAAGCUCCCUUCAAUCUUCACUGGACACCAAUAUGCUAACCUCCAUCUCUAGCAAGAGGAAGAAAGACAUAAUUUUGACCGGCAAAUAUGGACCUAAAGCUCCUCCUCUCGCAAAUGUAUCCAAAUCCUGCACCGAAUUCGCGCUUGCCGCAAGGGAAAAGAAUGAUCCAAAGAUCAACAUACAUCGGAAAUCGGCCAAAACUCAACAAAAAGCCAGCUCUGCAUAA
Messenger RNA from Mitosporidium daphniae, 570 nucleotides. RefSeq lists its product as uncharacterized. The coding region runs from base 1 to 570 and encodes 189 amino acids. The transcript is spliced from 2 exons. NCBI's taxonomy places the organism in Eukaryota, Fungi, Microsporidia. The record is from RefSeq and is a predicted model, not a curated record.